Molecule: messenger RNA, 2662 nt
Organism: Paramisgurnus dabryanus
Lineage: Eukaryota; Metazoa; Chordata; Actinopteri; Cypriniformes; Cobitidae
Gene: wdr43
Product: WD repeat domain 43
Biological process (GO): maturation of SSU-rRNA from tricistronic rRNA transcript (SSU-rRNA, 5.8S rRNA, LSU-rRNA)
Cellular component (GO): nucleolus
Molecular function (GO): protein binding
Source: RefSeq, a predicted model, not a curated record
ACACGUGUUUUCCGAGUAGUCGGACACAUGCGGAUGGUAAGAUGGCGACAGACGGAGGCCAAGCUGCGCUACCCUGCGCCUUUAGCACAAAAUCACGCCAGUUUCUUGCCCUCUGCGCACAAGACGGACGAUUGCGGAUAUGGAAUACCGAGAGUAAAACUCUACAACAAGAAUACGUGCCUUCAGCGCAUUUGAGCGCAACUUGUACAUGUGCGACAUGGGGACCCUGCCGAGCGGUUCAGGAAUUGCCACAGAGGAAGAGGAGAAAAUGUGAGGCUGGAUCAGCAUCAGAGCAGUCAGAUCUCUUGGCACUGGGCACUGCUGCUGGGUCUGUCCUGAUCUACAGUACAGUAAAAGGAGAUCUCCAUUGUACUCUGAAUGGAGGACACAGUGGGCCAGUAAACAGUGUGCAGUGGCAUCCAGAUGACUCUUUGUUGUACAGUGGCUCAGAUGACACCCACAUAGCUGAGUGGGACCUGCAAACAGGAAAAGUUUGUUGUAAAUGGAAAGCGGACCGAUCGGCUGUCAGUAGCUUGUGUGUGAGUCCAGAUGGAAAGCUACUGCUUUCUGCAGGAAUGACCAUCAAGAUGUGGAACCUGGAGACUAAAGAAGUAUACAGAAAGUUUACAGGUCAUUCUACCAUGGUUACGACUCUGGCCUUUGCCACAACACGACCCCCGGACAGCAAUGGAUUGUACUUCCUGUCUGGUGCAGCUUAUGAUAGGCUCCUGAGUGUGUGGCAGGUGCGGUCAGAUGGCAAAGACAAGAACUCUGUGGUUUCUUUUACACUGACAGACGAACCACAACACAUAAACCUUCAGACAUCCAAGAGCAAAGAUGAGGCUGUGAGGUUAUCAGUGGUUUGUAAAGACGGUCAACUUCAUCUCUUUGAGCACUUUCUUAAUGGACCGUGUAAGAAGCCACUGACACCGGCUUGUUCACUGCAGGUGUCCACAAUGAAAGGAGAAUCACCUGUACUCAUUCCUCUGCUAGCAGCAGCUCUCUGCUCAGACAGACAGAACUUGAUGUUGGCAUAUGGAAAUCACCUGCAGCCCGUAAUAGAGAAAAUUCCAUUUAACACAUCGGAAAGAUAUAUUUGCUUAGUCAGAGAUGUACAAGCCACACUUUCUCUUUCUGUAGACACGGCUGUCUCCAAGGUGAAGACACCACUUACUAAUAAACAAAAGAGCAAAGUUUUGAUACCCGGACUUCCAGGCCACAAGGCACCAAUCAAAUUAACUCCCAAUGAAACGGAGAAAAGGAAAAAAGAGCCAAGUACCACAGAGAUGUCUAUAGAGGAGCGUUUGGAGCAGAUUGAGUUGAAGGUUUGUGGGAAAGGGGCCAGUAAAGGAUCAGCUUCCCUGCAGACAGACAGCUUUGCUGUGUUACUUGUGCAGGGCCUAGAGAGCAAAGAUGAGAAGAUCUUAAAUAAAAUAUUUCAAACCAAAAAGGAAAUGUUGAUCAAAAACACUGUGGCCCGAAUACCACCUACAGCUGUCCUGCCAUUACUGGAAGAGUUGUCCAGAAGACUCCAGGGACAUCCAUUUGCGGCUCUGCUUAUAGUUCAGUGGUUUAAGGCUGUACUUACACAACAUACAUCAUACUUGUCUUCGCUGCCGGAUUUGGUGUCUCACUUGGGGUCAGUCUACCACAUUAUCGAGAGCAGAGUGAAGUUAUAUCAGCAGAUUACCAGACUGCAUGGCAAAAUGUACCUGCUCAUGACACAGGUGGCGUCAAGUGGCAGUGCGAACCAAGUUGGUGAAAUUGAUCACACAGCAAAGCUGGUUUAUGAAGAGGAGUCGUCAACUGAGGAUGAAGGUUCAGGAGAUGAAGGACGUCCUGAAGAUGACUCCGAUAAUUGGGAGGAGGACGAGGCAUCGAUGGAAUUGACAGGGGAUAAAGAGAACCAUGCAGAUGAGGAAGACGAUGAUGAAGAUAUGAAUGAUGAAUCAAAAGCUAGUGGGGAUUCGGAUAUAGACCCUGAAAAUGAAAGUGAAGAGGAAUAGGAUAAUUUCAGGCUGCAGGAUUCAAAAAGGACCUUUACAUUUAUAUAUGAUUUCAUUUUAGUUUUCAUUAUUUUAGAUUUUAAUAUCACAAAAUGAAAGGUUAUGUUGUAUAGAAAUUCAAUGACCAUUGUGGGCUGGACUUCAGCUCCACAUGUUAAGAGUGCAUACAUGUAUUUAAUGUACAUUUGGGUCAGUUUCUUCAACUUGAAAAUGUCUCAGAUUUUUUUCCCAGAAAAUAUGGAAUUUUGUGGGAUUACAAUCAAAUCCCCUUCUACUUCAAGUUUUCCAUCCUUAAGUGUGCAAUGUCUCCAUGGUUUGGCCAUAUAAUAUUAUCACAAGUACUUCCCUGAAAAUGUUCAUCAGUACUGUCAUUUGCUCACAUCUUUAGUUUAUCACUGUUCAUUGCUCUGUCAGUCAUUUCUGGUUUCCUUUGUCCUGUGUGAUUUUAUGUGAGGGGGUUUUCUAUUCAUUGCAGUCAUGUUAACUUCUACAUUGAAUAUGGAAAACUUAAAAAUAGAAUCCCAAUGGCGUGUACGUUUGUUAAUUAUACAGUGGUUGCUAUGAGUGUCAACCAAAAUUUUUCAGGCAACAAUAUGCAAACAAAAUAUCAGCGACUGUUGUACAGUUUAAAUGAAAUAAAUACCAUUUUGUUCUCA